Messenger RNA from Camponotus floridanus (Florida carpenter ant), 1156 nucleotides. RefSeq lists its product as uncharacterized. NCBI's taxonomy places the organism in Eukaryota, Metazoa, Arthropoda, Insecta, Hymenoptera, Formicidae. Gene Ontology annotation, biological process: sleep; positive regulation of voltage-gated potassium channel activity; regulation of synaptic transmission, cholinergic. The coding region runs from base 419 to 874 and encodes 151 amino acids. The record is from RefSeq and is a predicted model, not a curated record. The transcript has 3 exons.
CGUAGUCGUGUGUUCAGCACUGCUCGCUGGUACUGUAUACAUCGAUGCUAGAGUUAGUGAGCUUGCGCCACGCUAGCGCCGUACAUUAACAGUGCUUUCUCAGUUCUUCGAGUCUCAAAUGAUACUUUCAGGCGUUUUCAAUUCUUGAUUCUCUUCUCCCUCUCUCUUUUUCUCUUUUUCUCUCUCUCUGUCUCUCUCUCUCUCUCUCUUUCCUUCUCUUUCUCUUUCUUCCCGUUUCUAUUUCUCCUUCUCCUUUUUCGCCUUUUAAUUCCCCUUAUCUCUCUUUUCCCCUACUUUUGUGUAUAUCAUCAUUUUUGCAUUUAUCUUCUUUGUGAUUAACGUUACUCUAAACAAUUAGUGAGGCUUCUCGACGAACAGUAUUUCUUCGAUUGUUCCAAGAGGAGGGAAGAAAAGAAAAAUGAAGAGAAUCCUUCAUUCUAUCGUUAUCACUCUAUGCAGUAUUCUUCUGUUCUUGUGCUAUAGCGGUGUUGAUGCUAUACAAUGUUAUCAGUGCAACAGUCGCAAUAAUAGCCAAUGCGCCGAUCUUGUUCCUCCAGAAUCCAUGAAGACGGAUUGUUCGGAACUCAAGGAUGGCGCAAAGUUUACAAUGUGCCGCAAAAUUACACAAGUCAUCGAGUUUAGCGUCAACGGUCUACCACCCGAUACGCGAGUUAUUCGUGGAUGCGGAUGGGAUGAAACAAAUUAUAAGGGCAAGUGUUAUCAACGAAGUGGAUUUGGAGGUAGACAAGAAGUUUGCUCUUGUUUAAAUGAUUACUGUAAUGCGGCAACGCCUGGACCCGGGAUCUUGCCGCCUCAAAGCCUCAUUCUUUCAUGCGCUCUAAUCAGCAUGCUACUAGCGUUUUUACGAAAUUAAUUGUUGUUAAAAGAUAUCAAAAUUCUCCUCAUAGAAUAUGUGAGACAAUGAUAAGCGGAAACUGGAAAUUAGGGGAAAAGUAGGAAGAUUUAAUAUAUUAAGCGUGCUUUUUUUCCUGACACGAGUUUGUGUUCGAAGAUAAGUUACUGAAAAUAACGCAUAGUAAAUAAAAGAUAAAAAAAAUAAUUUUACAUCAUAUAUAAGUGGCAGAGAAUAUACAAUAAGAUGAAAGAUUUUUCACCUAUCGAGAGGAAUUUAAAAAAAUACCUUCGGGAUUUAUAU